Messenger RNA from Puccinia triticina, 1479 nucleotides. RefSeq lists its product as uncharacterized. Lineage: Eukaryota; Fungi; Basidiomycota; Pucciniomycetes; Pucciniales; Pucciniaceae. The transcript is spliced from 4 exons. The record is from RefSeq and is a predicted model, not a curated record. Bases 1 to 1479 code for a protein of 492 amino acids.
AUGGAGCUGCUGGCAAUGGAUAGCAUUGAAUCCUGUUAUAUCAAGUUACAAAAAAUAUACCAGCGUUUCAAUCACUACUGCAAUGAAAACUAUACGCCUCAGUUCCUGGAAGCACAGUGGAUUGCGGAAAGGAACUAUUACAGCAAUAGAGAUCAUGCCAAAGAAGAGCAAAAGCUUGAGCUCGGAAAACUAUUGGUGUUGGAGCAAGAUUUGAUUGAGACUUGGGAAGAGAUACAAACACCUGAGGAGGCACUUGUGCGCCUGCGAUUCUUACAGGAAAUUGAAUCCAAGAUUGAUCGGCAACGUGAGCGAGUUGGCGGGGAAGAAUUCUUGACUGGUGUCACAGCGGAGACAGAGUCCCAGUUCCUCAAGGUGUGGUGGGCAAAAACCAAACUCAGACAAAAGUUCCUUGCUCUAGUUGAGGAGAAGAGGCCUCUUGAUGCGGUCCGAAAAGGUCUAGCUUCCAAGUUGGGGACAGACGGGAAAGAAAAAUUGGUGAUUGCAAUACGGAAACAAACGGCAGCUUUGCAAACUGUGCUAAACACGUACAACCGACACGUAGAUGCAUUUCACCUCGCCUUGCCCCCAAUCCCAACGCUACCGCGCAUCAAGUAUGAUGAGCUAAUGAGAUUGGAAGCAGACAGCCCAUUCUGGAAUGAUGGUGUCUUCACUAACCACGAUGAGCCAUGGGCUGUUGAUGCCAACACUCAAGAUGGCAUGAGACUGCUUGCGCGUCUAACCCGAGGUCAAGAAGAAGUGCGGCGCAUAGGCCAAGAGAUCUGGAGAGCCACUCGUUGGGCAGUCACGGAACACAAGCGAAUCAUUCCUCUGAUGUUUGGACUCUCCUCGGAAAUGGACUGGGUUUACAGUAGACUGCAGCCUGUUACGGACCAUCCAAUACUACAAUUGUUGUCAAGUGAAGACCAAAUCGACCCAAUUAAAGCCAUCCUCCACAACUAUUUUGUCAAAAUAUCCUCCCUCCAGUUGCAUUGGAAUUCCAAGGUUGUCUCGCUGAUUUCGAACUCAGGACCAUAUGAGAAUGACAACGAGCUAGUAAACGAUUGGAAUGAUCAACUCAUGCGCCUACAUUUUUUAAAAGCAAGUGGCCACUUAUCUAUGGUUGGCGGCGAUUUUGACAAUGCCAUUGGCAAUACCUUGGAAAAUGUCAAUGAAUCAGUGCUUUGUGAAUUCCUUGCCCAAGAUGACACCAGCGCGGCACCAACUAACACCCAGGAUGGUCGGACUCAUGGGGACAAUGAUGACCUUCUAGCGCCAAUUGCUGAUCAGGUUGAGCUUGCGCUUGAGCAAGAGGCUUUGAACAAUGCAUUGGCUGAUGGUAAGAAAUUCCAAUGCAGCAUAUUUAACCAACAAUGGACCCACCAAGCUGAUGAUAUGUUGCCACAAUGCAUCCAUCAAUUGUGUUGCAAAGAUGUUGCCGACGGAAGUUGGACAGGUCAGUUUCCCGGGCCAACGGCAUGA